Molecule: messenger RNA, 1677 nt
Organism: Arachis ipaensis
Lineage: Eukaryota; Viridiplantae; Streptophyta; Magnoliopsida; Fabales; Fabaceae
Source: RefSeq, a predicted model, not a curated record
GCGGUACUAUAUAUGAUCUUUUUCUCUCACAAAUGGAGUAAUUGUUUAAUCAUCGCGCUGCUUGGCAGUUGGCACUGGCAGCCUCGCUAUAUCCCAGUGUCUCUCAGACGCAGUUUCCGAACAAAUGAAAAAGCCCAAGUGACUAUACCACGACCGCCACCGCACUCCAUGGGCAACCGACCGCCGCCGUCGCCUCCACCGUCGAUCCACGCCCUGAUCACCUUCUACCUCUCGGAGCACCCUUCAAUUGUCGGCUUCCGUUGGAGCCACACCCAAUCGUGGGGCUCCACGUGGUCCUUCCUCUUCUCUUCCAUAUCCCUCUACCUCCUUGUCUCCCUCUCCCUAUCCCUCCUCCUCCGCCCCCUCCGCCUAUUCCUCUCCGCCGCGGCAGAGAUCCGCGACACCCGGUGGUUCUGGCGCCGCACGAAGACUCCCUUGGAGUGGCUACUCUGUUUCCCACUGGGCACUCGCCCCUCCGGCCGGGUGUUCUUCUGGUCCUACCUCUACUAUCUCUCCCGCUUCCUCCAUAUGCUCACCACCAUUCUCGCAAUCUUAAGACGUCGCAGGUUGUUGUUUUUUCAAGUCUUUAACCACUCCAUCUCCGCCUUCACGUCAUUUUUGUGGCUCGAAUUCUCUCAGUCCUUUCAGGUCCUCGCAAUCCUCUUCGCCACUCUUGUCUACUCCCUCGUCUACGGUUACAAGUUCUGGACAGCUAUUGGCUUCCGCGGCGCCUGUUUUCCGUUCGUCCUCAACUGCCAGAUCGCCCUCCUCGGUUGCAACGUUGCGUGCCACGUUGGGGUUUUCUUGCUCCACUUCUUCUUCAAGGGUGGGUGCAAUGGGAUUGGCGCGUGGGUCUUCAACUCUGUCCUCAACGGCGCUGUGUUGUUGCUGUUCCUCAACUUCUAUGUGAGGGUUUAUGUUUUUGGCAAGAGGGAGAGAAAGAUUAUUCAUGGUGACUGUGAUCGUGAUCCUCGUGAGGCUGAGUCCAAGGCUCGCUCAUCGUGCCCUGUUUUGAUCUCUGGAAAUUGAAAAUCAGUUAUUCCCUUCCGUCCCUCAUAGUUUGUCCAUUCAAAAAUCCAAUGUACUAAUUUAUGAAAGGGUGAAGACUCCCUUAUAAUUAUCUCUACGUAAAGUUAAUAGACGAAAAAUAUUAGAUAAUUUAAUAUAUUUAAUUAAAUUAUUAUCGAUCUAAUAGCUUCACGUAAAAAUAACUUGUGAUGAAUCCUCAUCUUAUCGAGUAGACAGUUAUUUCAAAGCGGUGAGGAGUAGAUAAUGAUAAUUGUAAGCUGAGGAUCAGAAAAUGAGUGGCACUCUCUAUGGUCUAUGCUGCUGUUUGGGUCCAAAAUUUCCAGGUUAAUGGUUGGUCACUUUUUGUACAAAAGUAUAGCUAAGACAAAAACAGUAGAAAGUGGAAAGUACCACUUUUUUAAGUAUAGAAAUAAUUGAAACUACAAUAAUGUAGAAAAUUAAAGUUUUGUCAAUUACGUGUAAUGAAUAUGAUUGAGAAUUUGUUGUGUUUGGUUAUCACUUUAUUUGAGGAUGCAUAUCGCGUAGAAUAUUCAUCUCACGUUAGGUUGAAACUUGAAAUAAUGAAGUCACUGCAUAGCAGCAAGAUACGAAGCACAUGCCAGAUAUUCCAUGAUGCUUCGAAUAAAUUUCAGUUGGAGUUGGGUGCUA